Molecule: messenger RNA, 2120 nt
Organism: Amborella trichopoda
Lineage: Eukaryota; Viridiplantae; Streptophyta; Magnoliopsida; Amborellales; Amborellaceae
Gene: ATAF1
Product: NAC (No Apical Meristem) domain transcriptional regulator superfamily protein
Biological process (GO): regulation of DNA-templated transcription
Molecular function (GO): DNA binding
Source: RefSeq, a predicted model, not a curated record
UCGCUUCUAAUUUUAGCUCACUUCAUCUGCAAGGAAACUUCAGCUUGAAUUCUAGAGAGAGAGAGAGGAAUCUAGAGAGAGAAAGAGAAAGAACACAGACCAAGAGGAAUCCUCUUGCCCAAAAAGCUCAAAGAAAGAGGAUAAUCUUUUGUGCUCUAAUCUAGGUUGAGACUCUGUAAGAAAACCGCUGCUUUAGCGUCAAUCUUUUAGAGAGAGAAAGUGGAGACAAGUUGAGUGGAGAGCUGAUUUAGAGCUAUCUUUUAGAGAGAGGAUUUCUCUAAAGAAUCUGAUUUCUCUUGAACCCACAACAAAUUGCAUAUUUUUUAGAGUUGGGUUAUUGUUUGUAAGAGAGAAAAUUGAAAAUUCUUGGUGGGGGAUCGAAAUUCUUUUGUAGAGAGAGAAAUGACCUCGGAUUUGGAGUUGCCUCCUGGAUUCAGGUUUCACCCAACUGAUGAGGAAUUGGUGAUGCAUUAUUUGUGUAGAAAGUGUGCCUCUCAGCCCAUUGCAGUCCCCAUAAUUGCAGAGAUCGACUUGUACAAGUAUGAUCCAUGGCAGCUUCCUGGUGUGGCAGUAUAUGGAGAAAAAGAGUGGUAUUUUUUCUCACCAAGAGACCGAAAGUACCCCAAUGGGUCUCGACCAAACAGGGCAGCAGGGUCUGGUUAUUGGAAGGCAACGGGUGCUGAUAAGCCCAUUGGACUUGGGCCUUCCAAGUCUAAUAACAAGAAAGCAGUUGGGAUUAAGAAGGCACUGGUCUUUUAUUCAGGGAAACCACCCAAGGGUCAGAAGACCAAUUGGAUAAUGCAUGAGUAUAGAUUGGCUGAUGUUGAUCGUGCUCCUCGCAAAAACAACAACCUUAGGCUUGAUGAUUGGGUCCUAUGCCGGAUUUACAACAAGAAAGGGAGCCUUGAAAAGGCCUCAAGGGAGGCCAAGUGGGGCCAGCCGCCCCUCGAGUCGACGGUGGAUCGGAAACCGCUGGUGGGGCCCAUGCCAGCUCCAAUCGUGCAGCCACAGCUGGAUGUAAUGCAAAUGGAGGGCUCAGAUUCCGCACCGAGGCUUUACACGGACUCCAGCUGCUCAGAGCAUGCGCCUGAGUUGGCCUGUGAGAGGGAGGUGCAGAGUGAGGCCAAAUGGAGAGAGUGGGAUUGGAAUGGAAUGGGCUUGUUGGAUGAGCUUUUGCUCAAUACUAGCAAUAGUAACCCUAACCCCUUACCUCCUUUAGACCAGCUUAAGGACCCUUUCUACCAGGACUUCCUUUUCUAUACCCAAAAGCCCUUUUAAUUGAGGGUAAAAUUAUUAUUAAAAAAAAAAAGGGAUCAGACCCCAUUAAAUCUCAAAUUUAAGCUUGCUUGGGUCAUUAUAGUUUUAAAUGGAGGGGUGAUUUAUUGGGAAUGAUGAACCCAAAUACAAAAAGAUAAGAAAGAGGAGGGGCAAGUCCUUUGAUGCCAUAUACUUAAAGGGUAUGCAAGCCUUGUGUUGUAGCUGUGCUUCCCCAAAAAGUAGAAAAUUCUAAACAUUCUUUCUCCUUUUCCUUUCUGUAUCAUUGUGGGUCUCUUUGUUUUCUCUUUUAGGGUCAUUUUAGGGGAGAUAGGUCAAGUAUUUGGGUUGGGAUUGGGCCUGCCUUGUAUAGUAUUUGUAGCCUAAUUAGCUUGGGACCCCAUUAUAUGUUGUACUCUUGUGAAUAUGACCAAGUGGCUUCACAGGUUAGAGCUUUGCUAUAUAUGAGUGUAGGAUGGUGGAGUAUAUAUGAGUGUAGGAUGGUGGAGGGAUGCCUGGUGGAAUGAGAGGUACUUGUGUGUAGCAUUGUGUGAUGGCUUCUUUGUCAUGAGGUAAAUGGGGGCAUUUUAUGACCUUCAAGAGCUUGGUGGAAGGGUCCAUAAUUCACUGAUGAUCAACAUUCUUCUUGGAGGAUGCCCAAACUCUUGGUGUAUUCAUUUGUUGAUGCUGAUUCAUUCAAGAGUGAAAUUGGAUUGGGAAAAUUCAACAAGAAGUAUCUUUAGGGGAACACUUUUGUUGCAUGUAUUACAUGAAAUUAAAAUCAAAUAUUUUCAUUUUUCAAUGUGGGUACAUUUUGUGUUCUUGGUGAGAAAUAUUUGAUCAAUAAGCAGAGGAAUUUCAUGGCA